UUUAUAUCAACUCACUUCCCUGAAAGCUGCUGCUCAGAUGAGAAAAUGGCUCAGAAAGGAGCUCAUCUUUCUUCAGAGAAUAUUUCUUGUUCCAUCUGUCUGGAUCCACUGAAGGAUCCGGUGACUCUUUCCUGUGGACACAGCUACUGUAUGGUCUGUAUUAAAGCCCACUGGGAUGGAGAGGACCAGAGGAGAAUCUACAGCUGCCCUCAGUGCAGGAAGACUUUCACACCGAGGCCUAACCUGGAGAAAAACGUCCUGUUGGCAGAGUUAGUGGAGCAGCUGAAGAACACUGGACUCCAAGCUGCUGCUGCUGAUCACUGCUAUGCUGGAGAUGAAGAUGUGUCCUGUGAUUUCUGCACCGGGAGGAAGAUGAAGGCUGUCAAGUCCUGUUUAUUCUGUCUGGCCUCCUACUGUAAAAAUCACCUUCAGCCUCACUAUGAAUCUCCAGCAUUCAAGAAGCACCAGCUGGUGGAACCCUCCAAGAACCUCCAGGAGAACAUCUGUUCUCGUCAUGACAGGGUGAUGGAGAUUUUUUGUCGCACUGAUCAGCAGUUGAUCUGUUAUCUCUGCUCUGUGGACGAACAUAAAGGCCACGACAUGGUUUCAGCUGCAGCAGAAAGGACCAAGAAGAAGCUCCAGACGAGUCGACUAAACAUCCAGCAGAGAAUCCAGAGCAGAGAAGAAGACGUGAAGCUGCUCCAACAGCAGGUGAAGAACAUCAACAUCUCUGCUGAUAAAACAGUGGAGGACAGUGAGAAGAUGUUCACCCAGAUGAUCCAACUCAUCCAGAAAAGAAGCCAAGAUGUGGAGCAGCAGAUCAGAUCCCUGCAAGACACUGAAGUGAGUCGAGUCAAAGAUCUUCAGGAGACACUGGAGCAGGAGAUCAGUGAUCUGAAGAGGAAAGACGCUGAGCUGAAGCGGAUCUCAGAUACACGAGAUCACAACCAGUUUCUCCUCAACUACUCCUCAGAGUCAGCAGUCGGUGAGUCCACACACUCAUCCAGCAUCAACACCAGCGUUCAAGAAGACUUUAAGGACAUGACAGCAGCUGUGAAACAGCUCAAAGAUAAACUACAGGAUGUUCUGAGGGACUCAUGGACAAACAUCUCAUUGAUAGUCCCUCAACCAGAUGUUUUACAGCCACAACCAGAACCAGAACCAGAACCAAAGACCAGAGCUGAACUCUUAAAAUAUUCACAGCAAAUCACUCUGGAUCCAAACACAGCACACACAUGUCUGUUAUUGUCUAAAGGAAACAGAAAAGUAACAGUAAUGGAUCAACAUCAGUCUUAUCCUGCUCAUCCCGACAGAUUCACCGACUGCUUUCAGGUCCUCAGCAGAGAGAGUCUGACUGGACGUUGUUACUGGGAGGUGGACUGGAGAGGAGGAUUUAUAGUAGCAGUUUCAUACAAGAAUAUCAGCAGAACUGGGAGCUUGAAUGACUGUGACUUUGGAUACAAUGACAAAUCUUGGUCUGUCCAAUGUGACACCAACAGUUACUCAUUUUGCUACAACAACAGCAGAACUUUCCUCUCAGGUCCUCCUUCCUCCAGAGUUGGAGUUUAUCUGGAUCACAGUGCAGGUAUUCUGUCCUUCUACAGCAUCUCUGAAACCAUGACUCUCCUCCACAGAGUCCAGACCACAUUCACUCAGCCGCUACAUGCUGGAGUUCGACUUUAUAUUCGUGGCUCCACUGCAAAGUUCAUCGAUCAUUAUAAACCGUAAAACACAAACAGUCUCAACAGUCGUCAAGUGUAAUUAUGCGAACCAUUUACUGUUAUUUUCCAGACUUCUGCUGAUUUAAUAUUUAAAGAUAUUCUAGUCAAUUCACAAUAAAACCAAAUCUGUAAAUAUCAUCAAUAUCAAAAAUCUUUAAUGUUUAUUACAAAAAAGGAAAAUAUGAAUAGAUAAAUACGGCAAGAGUUGUAUUUAGCAUGGAGUUUACUUUAUCUCUGUGUUUCCAAGAAAAAUCUGUAUUUGCAGGACCGUUUAAUUAGUUUCACUGUAUUUCAUUCAGUUAAAAACAUCAUUAUUUUACAGAUAUUUGCCAUGAUUUGACAGAAAAAGUAUGUAUAUUCAGGAUCAUAUUAUGUGACGUUGUCUUUUUAUUGCUCAGUAUACGUUUAUUGCUUGUUAGUCAAUUUUAUUAUUUGAUAUCUUUGUCAAAUGUCAUUGCCAUCUCGUUUGUUGUCUGUAUUACACUGUAGAGUCUGAACCAUUUCAUAUAAGUGUCUCAAGUCAAUUUAUACAAAAAGUAAUACUGCAGUUGAUUAUUACUUGUUGGGUAAAUCCACAUUCUGGCUGUUUCUUUCAAUGUGCUUUACAAAUACCAGUGAUUUAACCUGACUGUUAAUGUUUUAUUGCUCAUGCAUUGUCUGUAUCAACAUUGUUUUAAAAUAAAUACACAUAAAUCAAGCUAAGUGCUGAGCAUCAGUGUCUACAUGUUGGACACUGGUACUCAACAUACACGA
This is a messenger RNA of Amphiprion ocellaris (clown anemonefish), 2474 nucleotides long. Its product is annotated as tripartite motif-containing protein 16-like. Gene Ontology annotation, molecular function: protein binding; zinc ion binding. The record is from RefSeq and is a predicted model, not a curated record. Lineage: Eukaryota; Metazoa; Chordata; Actinopteri; Pomacentridae. Bases 46 to 1728 code for a protein of 560 amino acids. The transcript has a single exon.